GGGCUGCCUGGCCACGUCCCCGGGCCACGUCGCUCGGUGCCCGCUGAGCUUGCGCCAUCUUCGCUCCCCGGCUCCGGCUGCGCCGCCGCCUCUGUCGCCGCCAUGAACAUUUUCCGCCUCACCGGGGACCUGUCCCACCUGGCGGCCAUCAUCAUCCUGCUGCUCAAGAUCUGGAAGAGCCGCUCCUGCGCGGGUAUUUCUGGGAAAAGCCAGCUUCUGUUUGCACUGGUCUUCACUACUCGUUACCUGGACCUCUUCACUUCAUUCAUUUCAUUGUAUAACACAUCUAUGAAGCUUAUCUACAUCGCUUGCUCGUACGCCACCGUGUACCUGAUCUACAUGAAGUUCAAGGCCACCUACGAUGGAAACCAUGACACCUUCCGAGUGGAGUUUCUGAUAGUUCCUGUUGGUGGGCUCUCUUUUCUUGUCAAUCAUGACUUCUCUCCUCUGGAGAUACUGUGGACCUUCUCCAUCUAUCUGGAAUCGGUUGCUAUUCUCCCUCAACUUUUUAUGAUCAGCAAAACUGGGGAAGCAGAGACCAUCACUACUCACUAUCUUUUCUUCUUGGGUCUGUACCGUGCCUUGUACUUAGUCAACUGGAUUUGGCGCUACUACUUUGAGGGAUUUUUUGACCUCAUAGCUGUUGUUGCUGGUGUGGUCCAGACCGUUCUGUACUGUGACUUCUUCUAUUUGUAUGUUACAAAAGUUCUCAAGGGAAAGAAGCUCAGUUUGCCAGCAUAAGUGCCAAAACAUCACCAGCAUCUGUCCUCUUGGAUGCUUGGACAGAACAAUCCUUAUCACAAGCAAAGGCGAAGAUGCUUGAGACAGAAAGUCAGAAACACAGCUCUUUAUAGUGCAGGUAGUCAUCAGCGGCUCUGUAAGAACGGAGG
Molecule: messenger RNA, 890 nt
Organism: Corvus hawaiiensis (hawaiian crow)
Lineage: Eukaryota; Metazoa; Chordata; Aves; Passeriformes; Corvidae
Gene: KDELR2
Product: KDEL endoplasmic reticulum protein retention receptor 2
Exons: 5
Coding region: 103-741 (212 amino acids)
Biological process (GO): endoplasmic reticulum to Golgi vesicle-mediated transport; protein retention in ER lumen
Cellular component (GO): endoplasmic reticulum; cis-Golgi network; membrane
Molecular function (GO): ER lumen protein retrieval receptor activity
Source: RefSeq, a predicted model, not a curated record